Molecule: messenger RNA, 3282 nt
Organism: Acanthaster planci (crown-of-thorns starfish)
Lineage: Eukaryota; Metazoa; Echinodermata; Asteroidea; Valvatida; Acanthasteridae
Product: nuclear protein localization protein 4 homolog
Biological process (GO): ubiquitin-dependent protein catabolic process
Cellular component (GO): nucleus
Molecular function (GO): ubiquitin binding; ubiquitin protein ligase binding
Source: RefSeq, a predicted model, not a curated record
AAAGAUGGCAGCCUGCAUGACUUGAAGUUUCAUCUAUCCGGUUCCUGAAUUAACGAGAGAAAACCUGUAGUUUUGUCUGCGUUCGAAAAAGUAUCGAGAUGCCGAAUGAAAUCAUUGUCCGUCUUCAGUCACCCGAAGGCACCAAGAGAGUCAAUGUUCCUGUGACAAUGACGCUCUACAAAUUUUUUCAAAAGGUGUCUGAGGCAGUGGCGAUUCCAGUUGACCAAUUCAAAUUAUUUGCUGAUCGAAACAGAAUCAGGGAGUUGAAACCCACCAGCAAAGUCACCUUGAACUCUUCAAAAAUCAAGCAUGGAGAUAUGCUAUAUGUGGCCAAUCAAACAGCAAGCUAUGAUGGACAGGCUGACAAGGCAAGCACGUCGGCUGCCAGUAUCGUUGAGGAUGAUGUGGACCAAUUCCUCACCAAACUUGACGGAAAAAUUUACAGAGAACGAGAUGACCAACUAUGUCAUCACGGAGCCAAUGCCAAGUGUGUCCACUGCGUACCCUUGGAGCCCUAUGAUCAGAGGUAUCUGCAAGAACAUGAUCCACCCAUCAAGCAUCUCUCUUUCCAUUCCUAUAUUAGGAAACUCACAGGAGGAGUUGACAAAGGCAAGUUUGCCUUCCUUGAUAACAUCAGCCUGAAGAUUAAGCCAGGUUGCACGGAGCACGCCCCCUGGCCGGGCGGCAUAUGCACUAAAUGUCAGCCCAGUGCCAUUACACUCAACAGACAGACAUAUCGACAUGUAGACAAUUUGAUGUUUGAGAAUCCAUAUAUGUUUGAUCGAUUCUUGGACUACUGGCGUAAGACGGGAAACCAACGUAUGGGUUUCCUUUAUGGCAAAUAUGAGCACCAUAAAGAUGUACCACUUGGAAUCAAAGCAACAGUAUCAGCAAUUUACGAACCUCCGCAGCGAUCUACAGUGAACAGUUUAGAGCUGUUACCUGACUAUAAUGCUGAAGCUGUGGAGUUUGUUGCCAGCAAAAUGGGACUCAGAAAGGUUGGCUGGAUUUUUACGGAUUUAGUUGCAGAUGACCUAACUAAAGGAACAGUUAAACAUGUCCGCAAUAUGGAUGCGCAUUUCUUGAGUGCGGAGGAAUGUAUCAUGGCCGGGGAAUAUCAGAAUCAACAUCCCAAUCCAUGCCGACUGGCUGCUGAGGGGACGUUUGGAUCCAAGUUUGUCACAUGUAUCGUCACAGGUGAUGUCACAAACCAAAUCCACACUGAAGCUUACCAGGUCUCCAAUCAGUGCAUGGCUCUGGUUCGAGAUAACUGCCUGGUACCCACCAGAGACGCCCCAGAGCUUGGCUAUGUCAGAGAGUCAACCAGUGAGCAGUAUGUACCAGAUGUCUUCUACACGGAGACAGACAGUUAUGGCAACACUUCUAAAUCAUUAGCAAGGCCUCUCCCUGUUGAGUUUCUGCUUGUUGAUGUCACGUGCGGCUUUCCUAAGGAUCCUAUGUACACUUUCAACGACAGAACGAUACUCAAGCAUUUCCCAGUAGAGAAUCGCUCAGAGCUUGGGGAACUACAGGACCUUGGCCCCUUGGCACAGUACAUGAAGCAAUUCAGCGGUGACCAGUUUCUGGAAGCCAUGUCGGAUUUCCAUUUAAUGAUUUAUCUAGCCACUUUACAGAUGCUACCGAUCAGGGAACACAUGGGAUCACUUCUUGAUGCACUGAGGAGUCGUGAUGGUGAACUGGCCAAAGCGUGGUCCAAGAGCGAACAGUGGGCAACACUGGAACACUUCAUGGCAGCACAGGGACCUAGCCCAACAUCCACGACCGCUACAACCAUGGCCGCUGCUGGCGGAAUGUCUCAAGGAACAUGGACGUGCUCCAGGUGUACUUACAUCAACACCAACUCACUCAAAGCCGUUUGCGAGAUGUGUGAGGGGCCCAAAGAUUGAAAUGUUCAGAGCCUACCAGCAUCUCGAACCAUUCCCGGUCAAACUUUGUUUGCUUCUUUUUUUCUCAUAUUCUUUGGACUCAAAUCAUUUGAGGUAUAUUUGCCAAGGAGAGUUUUUGACCCGUAAGAGGUUUUGACGUCAACAGCUUAUUCUUCUCACUUGUGACUCAUAUCUGUCUCAGUCGGGACUCAAAUCUGACUCAAGUUAGCACAAAUCCAGCAACAGGAAUUAAUAUUGGCACAUAUUACAAAGUUUUCUCAGUUGAUGAGUAAUUUAUAACAACAACCAAAGCCUAAUUCAAAUGAGAAGUUUUGACAAUUUACUUGAUAUUGAAAACACAGGAACAUAGGCUACUGUUUAGACUUCCCCCCUGAAUGACUAACGGAAAAGAAAAGAGAACAGGAGAGAAAUGCAAAAAGGAAGGAAAGGGGAUGAGAACCACCUCUUUGCCGUGAACUAACCUCAGGAAUGAUUCCCUUCACAGUUGAUGGUGUAGCAGUCUGCUGCUGAGGAGUACUUCCCCCCCCCAUCCCAUCCCCCCCCCCAAGAAAAAUAUUCUGGGAGGGGGAGUCACGAUGGGCCAUGUUUCAUGCAAAAAAAGGAGCACUUUCAUAAUGUCAACUGCCAUGAUUGGAUUGUGAUUUUGGCCUCUCCCAAGCAUUUACUUUAUAGUUAUAUGUGUGGGAUAAUUAAGGAACCUGUGGUACAUUGUGUUGUAGGCUAAAGGUAGAAGAUUAAUGAUGAACUUAUCAACUUUAACACAAACUUGACACGCUCCGGUAAUACUAAUUUUGGACUAGAAAUUGCAAGAUAAUUCAGAACCUUCAUAUGAAACUUUUUUUUUCUGUUGCUUCAGCAUGCAUGUCUCAUAAAGUCUGACUUUAGGAAGAGGGUUGAUGCAACUUUGCAAUGAGAUUACACUUAGUCUCUGGCAGGAUGACGUUCUAGACCAGAUCCCCCCACACACACACACAAACACACACACUCCUAUGUGCAUUCCUUUCCAUCCUCCUUACACCUAGGAUUCUCUUCUUGCAGUCACAGAUGUUCCUGUUUUCGUAAUGGGAUUUUGGAUUGGUGGGGGGGGGUAUUCUUAAGGCAAGAAAUUCGUGAGUGUGUGAAUUCAAUGAAUGAGACUUUUAUAUUAAUGUCUCCAGUUGAAAUAACACCUGAUUAAAGGCAAAUGCACAUGCCUGGUAAUGGAAGAUGCUUGAUUUCAGAACUGUUAACUUCUUGUGAAGAACAGCCAUCUCUAUAAAGCCAACUUUUUUUCUGCAACUUUCAGACAGAAUUGAUAACUUGAUUUUUUUUCAAGUGAGUUAUUGAAGGAUAAUAAAAUGAAUACAGGUUUUUAAUGUCAUUACAUAUGGUGUAA